Messenger RNA from Tarenaya hassleriana, 952 nucleotides. RefSeq lists its product as uncharacterized. The record is from RefSeq and is a predicted model, not a curated record. The coding region runs from base 1 to 855 and encodes 284 amino acids. The transcript has a single exon. NCBI's taxonomy places the organism in Eukaryota, Viridiplantae, Streptophyta, Magnoliopsida, Brassicales, Cleomaceae.
AUGGAAGACAUAAAACUAAAUCAAGAUGAGCAUAUUCCCAUUGUAGGUCACGACCGCUCAAGCAUCGACUCUUCCCGUCCUUUUAGCUCGGUGAAAGAAGCCGUAGCCAUUUUCGGCCAACGGAUUCAUCUACCAGGACACUCACAAACCCUAAACCCGAAACCUAAAACCCUUAACACCAGUACCAGUCCUACCCUUAGCCAUGGUGCAUCUUCCUUGUCAUCUCCAUCACCUCGGAAGCAACCCUUUUCGAAACCUAAAACCCCUACCACCAGUACCAGUCCUACCCUUAACCAUGGUGCAUCUUCCUUAUCAUGUCCAUCACCAUGGAAGCAACCCUCACUGCCAUCUUCCCCCUCAAACCCUAAAGAGGAGUUCAUGGAUGUUUUGAAGAAGCUUGAAGCCGAGCUAAAGGAGACGAAGACCGAGCUGAAGCUCUUGCAGGAAAGAGAGUCGGAGACAGAGGUGGCUUUGGCUACUUUAAACGCCGAGCUCCACAAGAACAUGUCCAAGAUUGCUAAAGCCGAGGCUGAUGCAGCCGGGAAAAGCGCAUCAGCCAUGGCUAAAACGACUUCGGGUUUUGAGGCAACAAAGAGGAGGAAUGAUGAGAGAGAGAUUAGUGUAGUGAAGAGGGAGGAAGAUAGGAGGAAAGAGCUGAUGAGGAGGAUGGAGAAUGAGUAUCCCACACUGGCACAGAUACUUGAUGGCAACAAAGGAAACAGAGAAGCGCAUUUCGGGAAGAAGAAGAAGAAGAAGAAACCUAUUGUUCCUCUUGUCGGAGAUUUCCUCUUCAAGAAGAAAGGGUUCUCUGGUGAAAUCUCUGCUCCUGUUUCUUCAACUCCGCGCUUUAGCUGAAACUCAAAACCCACAGAGAAUCGAUCCUAUAUGUAUAUAUACAUAUGCAUACCUAUAUCUGUCCGUGUGUUUGUGUGUGAGGUGUUUUUCGUUCUAU